This is a messenger RNA of Dryobates pubescens (Downy woodpecker), 1216 nucleotides long. RefSeq names its product lin-7 homolog C, crumbs cell polarity complex component (gene LIN7C). The record is from RefSeq and is a predicted model, not a curated record. Gene Ontology annotation, cellular component: cell-cell junction; MPP7-DLG1-LIN7 complex; basolateral plasma membrane. The transcript is spliced from 5 exons. Gene Ontology annotation, molecular function: L27 domain binding. Gene Ontology annotation, biological process: protein localization to basolateral plasma membrane; neurotransmitter secretion; maintenance of epithelial cell apical/basal polarity. Bases 14 to 607 code for a protein of 197 amino acids. Lineage: Eukaryota; Metazoa; Chordata; Aves; Piciformes; Picidae.
CAGCGAGGAGAAGAUGGCGGCGCUGGGCGAGCCGGUACGGCUGGAGCGAGACAUCUGCAGAGCAAUUGAGUUGCUGGAAAAAUUACAGAGAAGUGGUGAAGUGCCACCACAAAAGCUACAGGCAUUGCAAAGAGUCCUUCAAAGUGAAUUCUGUAAUGCUGUAAGGGAGGUGUAUGAGCACGUUUACGAAACUGUGGAUAUCAGCAGUAGCCCAGAAGUUAGAGCUAAUGCAACAGCAAAGGCUACUGUAGCUGCAUUUGCAGCUAGCGAAGGGCAUUCCCACCCCAGAGUGGUUGAACUACCCAAAACAGAAGAAGGCCUUGGAUUUAACAUUAUGGGAGGCAAAGAACAAAAUUCUCCAAUCUACAUCUCUCGGAUUAUCCCUGGUGGCAUAGCUGAUAGACACGGAGGCCUGAAGCGUGGAGACCAGCUGCUUUCUGUGAAUGGAGUGAGUGUCGAAGGUGAACACCAUGAAAAAGCAGUAGAACUGCUGAAGGCAGCUCAAGGCAAGGUUAAAUUAGUGGUGAGGUACACACCGAAGGUCCUGGAAGAGAUGGAGUCAAGAUUUGAGAAAAUGAGAUCGGCAAAACGCAGGCAGCAAAACUAAGGUCGUACGCGAGAACCGCAAGAGAAACUGUCUGCCCCGCACCUUUGUGACUUAGUUGAUCCAAUGGCUGGACUGCUGAAGACCUUUUCAGAGAAUCAUGGGGUGACUGAGGUUGGAGGCACUCCUGGAGAUCAUCCAGUCCAACCCCCCUGCCCAGAGGAGGGUUAGCUAGUGCAGGUUGCUCAGGACUGCAACAGGCUGAUUUGGAGAUGCCAGAAGAUCUCUGAGCAACCUGUUCUAGUGUUUUGAUCUCCUUCACACUACAAAGGGCCAUUCUUAUACUUAAAUGGAGCUUCCUGUAUUUCCACUUGUGCCCACUGACUCUUGUCCGGUCACUGGAUGCUACUGGGAAGAGUCUGGCUCUUGUUUUACUCUUCCCUGUCAGGCAUUUACACAUGUUGGUAAGAUCACCCCUGAGCUUUCUCUUCAGGCUAGACAAUCCCAGUUCUCUCAGCUUCUCCUUAUCUGUCAGGUGCUUCACUUAAUCACCUUUGUGACCCUUCACUGGACAUGCUGUUCUAUGCCCAUGUCCGUACUGAACUGGGGACCCUUAAACUGUACCCAGCACAUGAGUUGUGUCUCACUGGGGCUGAUCAGAGGGUAAGAAUC